CGAGUGGGAGGACGGGACGGGGCGGGGCGAGCGACAGAGGACCGCGUCGCCAAGGUCCAAGCCCGAGGCCCGGCAGAGCUGCGGCCGCCCGGUGCCCAGGUCAGGGAAGACCUGCCUAACACGCUGCUCUAGACCCUGGUGAGAGGGGAGGAGGAGUCUUUCUCGGAUCUUCUGCUACCGCUACCGCUCACCGCCACCGUCAUCCCCUACCACUCCCAGGCCUGGGAGCAUAGCUCCCUGUUGCUGCCAUGGUCAACAUCAACGAGCUGCCAGAGAACAUUCUACUGGAGCUGUUCACCCACAUCCCCGCCCGCCAGCUGCUGUGGAACUGCCGCCCGGUCUGCAGCCUCUGGCGAGACCUCAUCGACGUGGUGACGCUCUGGAAGCGCAAGAGCCUGCGAGAGGGUUUCAUCACCAAAGACUGGGACCAGCCGGUGGCUGACUGGAAGAUCUUCUACUUCCUGUGCAGCCUGCAAAGGAACCUCCUUCGAAACCCAUGUGCUGAAGAGGACAUGAGGUCAUGGCAGAUAGACUACAACGAGGGCGAUGAGUGGAAGGUGGAGAGCCUCCCUGGGGAACACGGCAGAGACUUUCCUGACCCCAAGGUCAAGAAGUAUUUUGUCACCUCUUACGGCAUGUGCCUCAAGUCCCAGAUGGUGGACCUCAAAGCUGAGGGCUACUGGGAGGAGCUGAUGGACACCUUCCGGCCCGACAUUGUGGUCAAGGACUGGUUCGCCCCCAGAGCGGACUGUGGCUGCACCUAUCACCUCCGGGUACAUCUGACCUCAGCUGACCACAUCGUCUUGGCCUCCUUUGAGCCCCAACCUGUGACCAUCGAACAGUGGAAUGAUGCCACGUGGAGGGAGGUCUCUCACACCUUCUCUGACUACCCUCCAGGCGUCCGACACAUCCUUUUUCAACACGGGGGCCAGGACACCCAGUUCUGGAAAGGCUGGUACGGCCCCCGCGUCACCAACAGCAGCAUCAUAAUCAGCCACAGGACGGCCAAGAACCCCGCCCCUGCCAGAGCUCUGCCGGAAAACACUGUAGUAAUAGGAGGAAGAUACCCCCCAACUUUGGCUCCAGAAACCCUAAUGGUAGACUUUCUCUGAGAGCCAUCUGCCCCCCUCCGCUGGGGUCUGCUUUGCAAAGCAAAGUCUGGCAAGAGUUUAGUGGGCAGUCAGGUCCCCCAUCCCAUGAGCACCUGCCCUACGACCUCCAGCAAACCCAUCAACUCAGCAGUGAUUUACAGUCACAGAGCUUUGACAUUUUGUUGUAAUAAAUGUUUUCAGUAA
Messenger RNA from Peromyscus leucopus (white-footed mouse), 1295 nucleotides. It is a transcript of the gene Fbxo6, whose product is annotated as F-box protein 6. Gene Ontology annotation, cellular component: cytoplasm; endoplasmic reticulum quality control compartment; SCF ubiquitin ligase complex. The transcript is spliced from 6 exons. Gene Ontology annotation, biological process: glycoprotein catabolic process; SCF-dependent proteasomal ubiquitin-dependent protein catabolic process. Gene Ontology annotation, molecular function: protein binding; ubiquitin protein ligase activity. The coding region runs from base 249 to 1112 and encodes 287 amino acids. The record is from RefSeq and is a predicted model, not a curated record. Lineage: Eukaryota; Metazoa; Chordata; Mammalia; Rodentia; Cricetidae.